This is a messenger RNA of Trematosphaeria pertusa, 297 nucleotides long. RefSeq lists its product as uncharacterized. Lineage: Eukaryota; Fungi; Ascomycota; Dothideomycetes; Pleosporales; Trematosphaeriaceae. The transcript has 7 exons. Gene Ontology annotation, cellular component: cytoplasmic dynein complex. Gene Ontology annotation, molecular function: dynein intermediate chain binding; dynein light intermediate chain binding. Bases 1 to 297 code for a protein of 98 amino acids. Gene Ontology annotation, biological process: cilium assembly; microtubule-based process. The record is from RefSeq and is a predicted model, not a curated record.
AUGGCAAGCGAGAAGUCGGACACGCUUGUUAACAAGCAAGAAGCCCAGAUCAAGUCGGCAGACAUGAGUGAAGAGAUGCAACAGGAGGCGAUCGAAGUUGCCCAAUCAGCCAUGGAGCAGUUCACCAUCGAGAAGGACAUCGCGCAGUACAUCAAGAAGGAGUUCGACAGCCGCAAGGGCGCAACCUGGCAUUGCAUCGUCGGCCGGAACUUUGGCAGCUUCGUCACUCACGAGACCAAGCACUUCAUAUAUUUCUACCUCGGACACUGCGCCAUCCUGCUCUUCAAGACCCAGUAA